AUGAAGACCUUGUUGCUCUUUCUAACGACAAUACUGUUGCCAUCCUUCCGUAUACUACCUCAAAGCAGAGGGAGUGGUUGUAUUCUGUUGACGUAUGCAAGAGGAGACGAUUUGUACAAAGUCUUGGGGGUGUCCAAGUCAGCGACAACCAAGGAGAUCAAGAGUGCCUACCGCCGAAAAGCACUAGACACUCACCCGGACAAACGUAAAGACAUUCCAGCGGAACAAGCGGCCGAAGAGUUUCAAAAAGUGGUGCAUGCCUUUGAAAUAUUGAGUGAUGACUCCUCUCGAAGGAACUAUGACCGAACAGGACGUGCCGGUCAAACACAAGGUGGUGCUGGUGGUGGAAGAGGCCAACAGCAGCAACAGCAAUGGGGAGGCUUUCAGUUCCGAUGGAGCCACGGAGGAGGAGGACGACAACGGAGCUUUCGGCUCAAGGACAAAUUCAAGGUCCAGGAAGCCAUGAGUCGUGUCAUGCACAUUGUCAGUCUCACCCAGCUGGAAACAGUCAUGCUCGAUGAAAACGAUUUAUUGGAACGCAAUCUGCUCAUGGCCUUUGUCACUCCACAAGAAAUCGAACAACAUUGUGACGAUGAAAUGGUAUUCCCGUACCCCUUUGCAGGCAUGUCAGAACAAGGUCUGUGGUGGGAAGACAAACUACAGACAGUCAAAAUACGAUUCAAUCGACAAAACGGUCUUACCAAGUUCUUCAAUAUUCCUGAGGGUGAUGAAUUGCGGAAGCAAAAGGCGCCCAUCUUCCUGUUUGGUCGUCGUGGUCAACCAUUGUCUGCAGAUUUUGCACGCUUGCAGACAUCCAAUAGGCUUGAAUUUGAAAAGUGGAUGUGGAAACAGAUUGAAGUGACAGUGGAGUUUGUCAACAAUCAUCCCCAUGCUGUGGAAAUUAUGUGGAUGCACGGAUCACGUGGACAUGACAAACUAAAACUAAAGCCUGGCGAGUCUCAAACUCAUACGACCAUGCUCGGACACGAGUGGUGGGUUCGCGAUGCCAGAGUGGAUACUCGAAAAGAUUCACCAGGACGGUACCGACUUUCUCGACAAUCCAUGGUAGCAGUGUGGAAGAUCAAAAGUGAUGAAGACUUUCAAAGGCUUGUGAUUCAUCCCAAAAAUUGCAUUGAUUUGAGUGGUCAUUGUCCUUGGUGGAAAAGCCAAGGAGAAUGUAAAAAGAAUCCAGAAUUUAUGACAGAGAAUUGUGCUUUGACCUGCAAGACCUGCAAGGAAGACGAUGAUGUUUACAAAAGUCAUGAUGAGUUAUAG
Messenger RNA from Seminavis robusta, 1275 nucleotides. The record is from the annotation of a GenBank genome assembly. NCBI's taxonomy places the organism in Eukaryota, Bacillariophyta, Bacillariophyceae, Naviculales, Naviculaceae.